CAGAAAGCCUGUCCGAUACAGCGUCUGCUGCCACUUCAAGCCACUUUGCUUGUCUUUCGUCUCUUCACUCAACCAUUCCUGCAUUUUCUUCUUUUCAUAUUGUCGAAAAGGUUGUGAAUGUGUCUACAUCUUUAUGAGAUAUUGUGAAUUGUUUCUUUGAUACUGAUUUAAAAUAAACAAACAAAAAUUAUCUGCACAUCUUGGAUAGAUUGCUUUGACUCUGAGAACUCAACAUCAUGGAUAAAAGUUUGAGGUGACAAUCAAUAAAAUCCAUAUAUAAUAACCAGCGGACUAAUUUAGUAUCAUCUACGUCUUAUUCAAGGUAUUUGAGGUACACGUACAUCAAGCCACAAAAAAAUCUCUAAGUCUUCUCGAGAAAGCAACCAUAACCAAUUCUUGGAUGAGACACUAGUAGCAUUAGUGAUGGAUAGUGCCAGUAGCAGCUAACAGACUCUGUGCGCAAUAUUUAUUGAUGAUGCAAAAGACCACAUCUGGCUUAUACGAAGGACAUUCAGUAUAAUUGCAGAAAAUGAAGUAGCAUUCUGAGAAGCUAGGGAAAAUGAAAAGAUAACUUGUCUUCAAAACUCGCGUAAAUGUACAAUGAAAUUAACAUUCAUGCUCAGCCUGAAGAACUUUUAUUGAAUUGAACAAUUUGAAGAGCACUGCCAUAGUACAAUUGCUGGUGGUGCGAUUAACACCUAUAAAGUCAACAGAUCUAAAAGGUCUUCAACAUGGCAAAUUUUGCUUCAGAAGAGACAGUGACAUACACUGAAACUGUGGACUAUGUAGAAUUACUAAACUCAAGCGAUGAUUGGGUUAGCACAAACAAUGUGACUGAGAGGGAGGCCAUAGAAAUCACAGUAGCCACAGUGUUACUCAGUAUCGGACUGGGGAUCAUCAUCUUAGGGACAAUCUUUGGAAACGCAUUGACGCUCACAGCAAUCUCCAAACAUAGACCCCUCCAGACACCACAGAACUACUUGAUAGCUUCUUUGGCCGUUGCUGAUCUGAUGGUGGCUAUCCUGGUCAUGCCUCUGAGCUUGACAAAGGAGAUUGUGGUAGUGUGGAUAUUUGGUCCCAUUCUCUGUGAUGUAUGGAUCUCCUUGGAUGUUAUCCUCUGCACUGCCAGCAUCCUAAGCCUCUGCAUGAUAUCCCUUGAUCGCUUCUGGGCCAUCACGCAACCUGUUAAGUAUCCAAAGUACCGGACGGCGAGAACCAUGCUGAUACUCAUUGCUUUUGUAUGGAUCCUCUCAACUAUCAUUUCUACCUCACCUUUCUUUGGCUGGCAGGGCAAUCAGAGCAUUGACACAAACACAUGCCAGAUCAGCCAAAAUAUCCCCUUCACCAUUUUCUCCACCUUCGGUGCCUUUUUCAUCCCCAUGACAAUUAUGAUGAUUGUCUACGCAAGGAUUUACUGUGAGGCACGCAAAAGAAUCCGCGGUAGGGCAAUGAACGGCAGAAGCCAACCUUUAACGAGUGCAGUGAAUUUUCGUGAAACAACAAACUAUCAAGAUGCAACACACUCUCCAAGAGGUUCAGAUGAUCUAAAAGAAACUCCUGUAAUCAAAUGUGACCCAGCAUCUGAUGGUCAUAAAGGUUUAGCCUUCCAUGGGUCAAUGACCCCAACCUUGUUAGCAACAUCAGCCCCAAACCUUCAAAACCAACAGAACAGGGGCAAGGAAGAAAAGAAAGCUACAUUAACAUCACUAACUGUACCAGGUCAGCACAGAACAACCACUACCUCGGUAUCCCUCGGCGAGAUCAACGGCAACGACAGCCCUUCAUCUCAACGCAGUCUCCUUUCAUCUCCUGGUGGCCUCUCUGGUCAAAUACAGGAGAGGGAGCGCAAGAGACGUGCCAUGGCUACUGCCAGAGAGCAUCGUGCCACCAAGACUCUUGGGAUAGUCACUGGAGCUUUUCUGGCAUGCUGGCUACCAUUUUUCUUAAAUGCUUUAAUUGUGCCACUCUGUAAAGAUGCGUGUUACCUCCCUCGGUUAUGGGGAAGUAUCUUCCUAUGGCUCGGUUAUUUCAAUUCCAUGCUUAACCCUAUCAUAUACACCAAGUUUAACAGAGACUUUCAGAGAGCAUUUAAGAAACUUCUGCACUGUAAAGAGAACAAAUCUAAGUAUUAAGCAGCUAGAUAUUCAUCGAUCUCCUUUAUCAAAUCUUGCCUGAACACAUAUAGUGUUGUACUGCUUAAUCGAACUACUUGAAUGAAUUCUGCAUUAGCCAACAAUGCUCACCAUCUUCUAAAGAGCAGUUAGUUUCUUUCAAUCAUUAUCAUCAGAAUAGCUAACAAAGGAGAGAGCUCAAUGCAUGUGCUUAUUAACAACACCCUGAACAAGACAUUGGGAAAUAUGCCCUGCACUGAAUCUCUUUUGAAACAAUGGCAACAUGGACCAAUUUCCAGAAGCAAAUCCUGUGACAAAAAUAUCAUUGAGCUAUGCACUGUUCUAUAUGAUAUAUUCCAACAUGCAUUCCUUGAAAGAAUCUAUAAAGGCUCAUGUGUUCCCUCCAAUGAGAUCAAGGGAGUGUUUCACAAUAUGAAUUGUCAAAGAUUUUUUUAACAAACAUGUUAUAUGCUUCUGAAUUAUAGCAUCUGACAAGGUGAGGGAAGCUUAGUCUGUGCAAAUCACUCAAAAGACAUGCAAUGAAAUACUCCCUGUAUUCAGUAUAGGAGGGAACAGAAUUCUUUGAAGAGCCCAGCAACAUCUAAUAUCGAAUUCACACUAUAUAGGAAUUGAUUUCUGCCAGGUACCUAUCUACCUCACCCGGGUUGAGUGCAGCAAAAUGAGGAUUUUUUUUUUGCUGAAGGAAAUUAUGCUAUGGUUGGGAUUUGAACCCAUGACCCUCUGUUACAAAGUCCUGAGACUAAUCCACUUGGCGACAAUGCUCCACACUGUCACUUUCUUGCCUAUGAUCAUUCAUGAAAUACAUGUAUGUUUAUUAGUUUUAUAUUAUUACCAUGCUUUAGAAAAAGAACAGUGUUACCUUUUUAUCUUAUUUCAUUUUUUGCUGAAUGGUAUGGGCUACUCAAAAUCCUAGUUACAAAAUUGAUCUUACAUAUUUGCUUAUACUUGUACAAAGAUUGUCUGAAAAUAAUGGCUCUCAUAUGAAGAUCUGAUUUAAUAUGAAAAGAUGCACCCUAACAGUAUAUCAUGUUUUAUAAAAAAAAAAUCAUAUAGAACAUUGAAUUACAUUAGAACCAGCUGGCAGGUUAAAUUGGUAUACACAUUAAGCAAUUUAAGAGGGAAUAUUUAUAUGUAGUCAAUAUAAUAUUGUUUUGAAAA
Lytechinus pictus (painted urchin) is the source of this 3290-nucleotide messenger RNA. Its product is annotated as 5-hydroxytryptamine receptor 1D-like. The coding region runs from base 732 to 2132 and encodes 466 amino acids. Gene Ontology annotation, biological process: adenylate cyclase-activating adrenergic receptor signaling pathway. The transcript is spliced from 2 exons. Gene Ontology annotation, molecular function: G protein-coupled receptor activity. NCBI's taxonomy places the organism in Eukaryota, Metazoa, Echinodermata, Echinoidea, Temnopleuroida, Toxopneustidae. Gene Ontology annotation, cellular component: plasma membrane. The record is from RefSeq and is a predicted model, not a curated record.